AUGGCUAGCAUUCUCCAGCCCAAAUCCCAAACAACGGUCUUUCUAGACCAACCACCCAGCUGUCUCGAAUUCUGCCCGGAGAUCCGUGACCACUUUGUGGCCGGCACCUACCUUCUAUCCGAGACGAAGAAUGAGAGUGGAGAAACCCAGCAAACCAAAACUGGGAGUCUACAAUUAUGGAAAUUAGACCCGAACACUAGCAAACUAUCCUUGGUACAAAGACUAGCCCUCCCCUAUGCAGUCUUUGAUCUCCACUUUCACCCAAGGGAGAAAAAUAAGUUUGCCAUCGUGGGUAGCACAGGGCUAGCGGCCUAUUUCAGCGUCUCUGAUGAUCCUUCACCAACCAUAACUCAGAUAUGGUCAAAGCAGAUCCAUGACGAUACUUCCAUUCCGGCCUUGUUUUUCGCAUGGGCCCCUCAGGCCUGGUUCCCUCGAUCAACAUCUGAUGGCUUUGCUGUCACGUUCUCGGACAGCCGCACGACUGUCUUUGGCACGGAUGGAAAUAUCGAGGAUGGACAGAUCGCCGAGUGGGGGUCUUAUCAGGCCCGUCAAGUGAUCGAGGUCUGGUUUGUUGCGCUGGCUGCAAUCAAACAGGGUCCCGGAGUGGAGAACACUGAUACUAUUCCUUUCAUGUUUACAGGUGAUGACUUUGGCUCUCUACAUACUCGCCGCUUCCAGAAUCAUGAGCAGGGUGAUGAUGAAGAGUCGCUCGCACCCCUGCUGCUUGAGCAUGAUGAUCGCGCCCGUCAUCACACGGCCGGUGUAACAGCUAUCCUGCCUCUCGGUGUCCCGAUGGUGGAUGAUGCACCUAUUCUGUUGACGGGAAGCUAUGAUGAGGGUCUACGGGUGUACCACGCCACUCGCCGGGGAGAGGUACUCGCUGAGCAAUGCCUAGGUGGGGGAGUAUGGCGGCUGCAGUUACUAUCAUCAAAGGAAGUCUCUAGUCCCAAUGACUCGGAGCAGAUUCUAGAGCGUCAUUUUGUCGUUCUUGCGAGCUGUAUGCACGCUGGGACGAGAGUUGUCCGGGUUACUCAAGGAAAUCUUGGGCAGGGUCCUGUAGAGUGGGAGUGGGAUCUUCAAAUUCUGGCGGAGUUUACAGAGCACGAGAGCAUGAAUUAUGCGAGUGAUGUGUGGAAGGGCGCGAAGUCGGAACAUUCAGAUUCAUUGCAACCGGCAGAGUUACUGUGUGUGUCAAGUAGCUUCUAUGAUCGUCGGGUUUGUGUUUGGCGAGUCAAUGUAUAG
This is a messenger RNA of Penicillium odoratum, 1242 nucleotides long. RefSeq lists its product as uncharacterized. NCBI's taxonomy places the organism in Eukaryota, Fungi, Ascomycota, Eurotiomycetes, Eurotiales, Aspergillaceae. The transcript is spliced from 2 exons. The record is from RefSeq and is a predicted model, not a curated record. Bases 1 to 1242 code for a protein of 413 amino acids. Gene Ontology annotation, molecular function: protein binding.